UCUCGUGGUGCUACCUGGCGAGCGAAAGGAGCAGGAAGGAGUGUUAGUAGAAUUGUAUGUAAGAGACGGGUUAUAAAAACGAUAAAAACUGUCCACGCACUGCGACCUGCGACUUUAAAUGAGUGUUGUGGGCGUUGUGGUUUAUGUUGGUAGAAAAAUGGUGGGCGGGAAGGAUAUGACUGUAUAUAUAUGUUUCAAGUGUAUGUCUAUUUUACGUAUUGAGCUUUUGUAAACCAGGAUGAAAAAGGCACAGAAGGAUAGCAAUGAACUACCAACUUGCGAGUGGUAUACAGAUAUGAAUUUAAGUUUGGUGCCGUAUUGGUUUCUGGCAUUUCUGCGUGUAGUUAUUACAUUACUUCCACAGAAUGGUUACAUUCACCCAGACGAAUAUUUUCAGUCAGUGGAAAUUGUUGCAGGUGACGUGUUUGAUAUUGACGUUACUCGUUCUUGGGAAUUCAACGCUACUUUUCCAAUUCGUAGUGUCACCUUUCCAUACUUGAUUGUUGGACUACCUUAUUCACUUUUAAAAUAUGUAGCUCCAUACUUAUCACUGUGGUUUAACAUCAGUGUCAAAACACCUUAUAUGCUGCUCAUGUUGCCUCGACUCUUCGCUUGUUUGUUAUCUUUUGUGUCAGACUAUAGUAUGUACAGGAUUUGCCGUUUGUAUAGUCAGAAUUAUCGAGCAAGGUUGUUGACUCUCGCCAGUUCAUAUGUUACUCUGGUGUAUGGGACAAGGACCUUCUCCAACACCACUGAAAUGGCACUUAAUUCUCUACUCUUGUAUGUGGUAGCCUACUGUAUGCGUCAUUCAGAUCAGGUCAUCCUUCAAGAUGAGUACCUUAGUGACAAGUACAAUGCUGCUGGGACUCCUGUCGAGAGAGUGAAAUUUUACAAGUUACGAAGUUCUCUGCCACAUCAUUCAUUAAGCUGUUGUCUUCUUGUUGCUACAGUCGCAGUUGCUGGAAUCUUCAUUCGACCCACUUUCCUUGCAUUUGCCUUUCCACCUGUCUUCUUCUGGCUGCAGCGGGGUCUUGGUUCCAAAAUAAUUGGUCUUGGUGUUUUCCAUCUUCGUAUUCUGAUAUUUACACUCUCUGCCAUCCCAGCAACAGUAAUAUUUAUAGUCAUUGACUCAUUUUAUUAUGGCUACCUGACAGUUAAUGAGAUUUGUGAGUUUAAAAUUGGUCUGGAUAAUUUUGUGGUGACUCCACUCAAUUUCUUGAAGUAUAACAUGAACACUGACAAUUUGUCCAAGCAUGGCCUUCAUCCAAGAUACCUUCAUUUCUUAGUGAAUGUCCCAUUGCUGUACAAUGUCCUUGGACUUAUGAGUCUUGGAGCUGUCCUUAGCUUAGUGUACAGAGGAGUACGACGCAAAUGGAGUGAUCUGCCACGAGUUCAGAGCAUCAUUGGAUUAAUGACAUCAUCAUUCUUCAUCCCCAUACUUGUGCUCUCCAUAUUUCCACAUCAAGAAGCCCGUUUCCUUAUUCCUGUGACUCUUCCUGUCAUUUUUCUUCACUCCCAAAGAAUUCGCCAUAUCUCCAACACUGAACAGAGGUGUCAUGAGAAAGGCACUGCAUACAAUAUCACCUUCUCACGAGGCUCCAGAAGAAGCAUGCUCCUGACACUAUGGUAUUUCAUCAAUUUAGUGCUUACUAUUUUCUUCGGCUUUCUCCAUCAAGGAGGCGUCUACUCUCUUUCUACUCAUUUGGCAGCUGAAAUGCGAUUGAAACCACGGCUCACAGCGUUGCAUUUGGUCACCAGCCAUACAUAUUCUUUACCUCUCUUCUUUUUGCAGCAAACAAACUCCAGAAGAUCACUCUUCAAUAGACAGACAGGCAAGAGAUAUCACCUUGCUCGGCAGUUUUAUUCAUAUGAAAUGGGUUCAACACCGUUGGAAGUUGUUCAUAUGAAGUUGCACACAUUACUGGAGAUAUGUGAAUUAAAGAAAAAUGAGAAACGAUUGGACUAUCGUUUGUACCUUGCUCUUCCAGCAAGUCUUAUGGAAGAAUUUUAUGUAACUGCCUCCAAUUUAACAGCGGACUUGGAUUUUUCAGUUGAAAAAGUGUUUUAUCCUCAUGUAUCUACUGAGGCCCUUCCAGAUAUAUUUCAUCUCUUAUCAGAUGAGUGUAUGAACUAUGAUACUCAAACAUACUGUGAGAGAGAGACAUUGUAUUUAUCACCACUCAAAUUUUUGUCGAGAUUUGUGCAACAAUUCGGUUUAACAUUGAUAAGAAUACGGAGAUAAAAUGAAGAUGCUUAUAAGUUCAGUGAGUAAAAAAGCAAGACCUCAUGGCAUGAGUGAGAAGUCUGUUAGGAAAUCUGGAAAGUUAAAAUCUAUUUUAUUAAUUAUAUAAGUCAUAGAUAGGCCUGAAUGGCUUAUUGAGGAUAUCAAUGUAUGUGAACACUUAUAUUUCCUAAUUCAAAUUUGAACCAGGCCUUUAAUAAAUCUUUAAUUUCUAGCUAAAUAACUCAUCGAGGCAAGUCCUUGAGAAGCCGCCAGUCACUCAGCUGCUCAAGAAUUUAGUAACAUUUUGUACAACCUGAAGGUUCUUUACCAUGUUCACGAGACCCUGCUGCUGAACCUUGUCCUGAAACAGAUUGAUCAACUCCACAUUUUAUUGUAUAACUUUCAUUUUAUAAUAAUUUUAUUGUAUGUUUAUGCCUUGCAUUAUUAUAGUGUAACAUAGUUGUCAAGUAACCAGCUCUAAUGUCACAUUGAAAUGCAGUUCAAUAGUGUGUGAGUCAAGCAACCAUGUAUUUUCCUGAUGAUGGCUUUAAAUGCUGAAACAUAUAGUUAAGGUGAUGUUGAUAAAGAUUGUUUCGUUGUUGUGUUACAAUGGAUCCCAAUAAAGAAUUUUAUAUAACACAA
This is a messenger RNA of Cryptotermes secundus, 2866 nucleotides long. RefSeq names its product GPI mannosyltransferase 4 (gene PIG-Z). The transcript is spliced from 4 exons. Gene Ontology annotation, molecular function: alpha-1,2-mannosyltransferase activity. NCBI's taxonomy places the organism in Eukaryota, Metazoa, Arthropoda, Insecta, Blattodea, Kalotermitidae. Gene Ontology annotation, biological process: GPI anchor biosynthetic process. Bases 239 to 2242 code for a protein of 667 amino acids. Gene Ontology annotation, cellular component: endoplasmic reticulum membrane. The record is from RefSeq and is a predicted model, not a curated record.